This is a messenger RNA of Carassius gibelio (silver crucian carp), 3383 nucleotides long. It is a transcript of the gene grk1a, whose product is annotated as G protein-coupled receptor kinase 1 a. Gene Ontology annotation, cellular component: cytoplasm. The transcript has 7 exons. Gene Ontology annotation, molecular function: rhodopsin kinase activity; ATP binding. The coding region runs from base 258 to 1949 and encodes 563 amino acids. Lineage: Eukaryota; Metazoa; Chordata; Actinopteri; Cypriniformes; Cyprinidae. The record is from RefSeq and is a predicted model, not a curated record. Gene Ontology annotation, biological process: visual perception; regulation of opsin-mediated signaling pathway; signal transduction.
UGUGUUACAAGGCUUAUCAUUCACUUUGCAAUCAGACUUGGGACUUUGUGCUCCUGAAUCGAUCGGUUACUGUCCAUUCCUUUGCAUCUGGACCCCUAGGGUCUCAUGAUCUAAUCCCACACAUCUCCAGUGAGGACCGUGGCCUCUCUAGUCUCAUCCAGUCUCACGGCGCUGAGCUUCAAUGCUCUCGCUGUGACCCUUCAACUGCCAGUCUUGUUCUCCUUCCAUCAGUCCACAUUCAGCUUCUUCACCUUGCCAUGGACAUCGGAGGCCUGACUACGGUGGUGGCCAACUCGGCGUACAUCUCGGCCCGUGGCAGUUUCGAUGGCACAGCCAACCCAGCAGCCAACCGAGACAAGAAGUACCACGCCAAACUCAAGCUUCCCCACAUCACUGUGUGUGAAGAUCUGAGGGAAACCCUGGAUCUGCAAUUUAAGAGCAUUUGUGUGGAGCAGCCCAUCGGCAAACGGCUGUUUCAAGAGUACCUGGAAAUCACCAAUGAGUACAAGGGACCAUGUCGCCUCUGGAAGGACAUUGAGGCAUACGACACCGCCGAGGAUAAGGAUCGAGCUCAGAAAGCCGCCAAAAUCCUCCAGCGUUACAUGGAGCCUUCUGCCAAGCUCUUCUGCCCGUUUUUACCCGAAAAUGACAUCACCAAGGUGAAAGAACGGCACAAGGAGGCAACAGAUGACCUGUUUGUGGAGAUCCUGGCCAGUGUGUUUAACUUCCUCAAAGAGGUUCCCUUCACGUUCUAUCUAGAGACCAUGUACUUUAAACGCUUCUUGCAGUGGAAGUGGUUGGAGAUGCAGCCGGUAGCCGAGGACUGGUUCUUGGACUUCCGUGUUCUGGGUAAGGGUGGGUUCGGAGAGGUGUCCGCCUGUCAGAUGAAGGCCACAGGGAAGCUGUACGCCUGCAAGAAGCUCAACAAGAAGAGGCUGAGGAAGAGGAAAGGCUAUGAGGGUGCCAUGGUGGAGAAACGGAUCCUGGCUCGAGUUCACAGUAGAUUCAUUGUGUCUCUGGCUUACGCCUUCCAGACCAAAACAGAACUGUGUCUGGUGAUGACCAUCAUGAACGGAGGAGAUCUCAGGUACCACAUCUAUAAUGUGGAUGAGAAUAACCCAGGGUUCUCUGAAACCAGAGCGUGUUACUAUGCUGCUCAGAUCAUUCAAGGCCUAGAGCAUCUACACCAGAAGAGAAUCAUCUACAGAGACCUGAAACCAGAAAAUGUUCUGCUAGAUAAUGAAGGUAACGUCCGUAUCUCUGAUCUUGGCUUGGCUGUGGAGCUUGCAGAUGACCAGCUUAAAACCAAAGGCUACGCUGGAACUCCAGGGUUCAUGGCCCCAGAGCUGCUGAAGGGUGAAGAAUAUGAUUACUCUGUAGAUUACUUCACUCUCGGGGUCACGUUGUACGAGUUCAUUGCAGCCAAAGGACCCUUCAGGACUCGAGGAGAGAAGGUGGAGAAUAAAGAGGUUAAAAAGCGAAUCCUGAACGACCCAGUGACGUACCCAGAAAAUUUCAGUGAGAAUGCCAAGUCCAUCUGUGAGGGUCUUCUGGCAAAAGAAGUGGACAAGAGACUGGGCUUCAAGAACGGCACGUGUGAUGAGCUACGCGCACAUCCGUUCUUCAGCGAAAUCAACUGGAGGAAACUGGACGCAGGGAUUCUGCCGCCUCCUUUCGUACCGGAUUCCAAGACCGUCUAUGCCAAGAAUCUGGAUGACGUGGGCGCUUUCUCCACUGUGAAGGGGGUCUGCCUGGAGGACGAUGACAAGAAGUUCUUUGAUGAGUUUGCGUCAGGAAACGUCUCUAUACCCUGGCAGGAGGAGAUGCUCGAGACGGGCAUCUACGGUGAGCUGAACGUGUGGGGUCCAAACGGCACUGUGCCCAACGACCUGCGUCGAGAGUCCAUCCUGGAGCAGCCACCCAAAUCCUCCACCUGUAGCGUUUCAUAAUCACGCCAACACUGAACUGUCAAAAAAAAAAAACAUAGAUUUGCUUGCGCUUUUUCGAUAGAGCUCAUGGUGAAGGUUGAGUAUUUGUGUUAGUGAUUAUUGAUCUUAUUGACAUUCUUGAACUGUAAACUGAGUUCUGUUCAAGCAUGAUUAGGAUUUAGGCUUUUAAACGGAACUGAAUGACAAAGAAUAUCUGAUGAGGAAAUAAUAAAGAGCAAAAUGCUUUGAAGUCAUUCUUUUGAUAUCCAUAAAGCUCAGUAAUAACAUCUGUAAGUAAAAUGAAACCUUGUGUUCUGUUUUUUUUUUUUUUUUUUUCAAAUAAUGUUAUCACAUUGUAUUAAACUUUUUGAGUUUAUGCACACAGCGUAUGACAACUUCUAAAAAAGUAUUUUUUUAGAAUUUUCCCCUGACCUUGUUACACUUGUCAAAAAUGGCCAUCCUACAAAAUUGCUUGUAAAUCUGUAAUUGUCUUUUUGUUUUAUUUUACAAAAGUAUUGUCGGCUUGUUUUUCAGUCAGCACAAGUUUUGAAUUUCUUUUGAAGUUCUGGUUGAUCGUAGGCCUCACUGAUCUGAGCUCAUUCAUCUUAGUUUUUUAGGUUAUAUUGACAAAAUUAUCCAUCAGUAAUGCUUUUAUUUCACUCAAAAACUGAAUACUGUCCACAAAUAAUGUUUAUUUUUUUCAGUCAUAAACUGCAGGUGCAUAAGCUCACAUCAAUGAGGCCUACGAUCAAUCAGUUCCAGACACACAAAACCUAUCCUGAUUAAAAGAAAGCACGUUGACUAAAAGGAUUUAAUCCAAUAAUUGGUGAUACUAUUAUCAAGGAGUAAUAAUCACAUCUGUCCCUGAGCUGAAUGUCAAAAUGGACAAAUAACUGUAUAUUUGUGUUUAUAACCAAUUACUUGUGUAAACUCCAGUUUAAAAACAAGACUUUGGCUUCAACAUCUGCAUACUGUCUGAAUUAAUUAUUAAUAACUCAUUUUUCUUUAAUUUAUUUUGCACCCUUUUCAUCCUGAAUUCAAUGUUUUUGUCUUUGACUGGUCUUAGUGAUUUAUUUGUAAUUGCUUUAAUUAAUGCCUUUAUUGAUUGUGAUAACCCACCGGUGUUUUAUGAGCCCGUCUGAGGUAGUUCUCAAUGCGAGUGAAUGUUGUCUGUGGUCAACGAUCAGGUAAGGGGUUAGAGAAUAGUCAGGUGCUGUUGACUAGUCCUGCCAUUGUUGCCAUAAACACAAAGACGCUUGUGCAUUAAUCGCUAUUUAAGUGCCCUAGCAAAGAUGCAGGUAGCUCUACUUUUUCGAAACAAUUUCUAUUCAUGUAAAAACCUGUAAAUGUCUUUAGGUUGCAUUGAUUUUUGAAGUCCAAAUCAUCCUUUUUAUUAAUGUGAUAGUUGUCAUCAUUAUGAUUUAAAAUAAAUGUUUUGCCAUAAAUACACCACAA